GGUGGGGUGGGGGGGUCUCCCAGAGGGCCUGGGCUCUGAGUGGUCAUGCUUCGCAGGACGUUGCUUUUGGGCUUGGGCCGGGGCCCCUUGGGCCGGGGUCUAGGCACACACAGAGGAGGCUCUGUUCUGGACCGAGAUGGAAAGAUGUCCGAGAUCAAGAAGAAGAUCCAGUCAAUCCUUCCCGGCGGGGACUGGAAUCCACCGUACGACAUCAGCUACCUGCCCCCUGAGAGCUCGGAUGUGGUGAUUGUGGGGGGUGGGGUGCUUGGCCUGUCCGUGGCCUAUUGGCUGAAGAAGUUGGAGAAGCCACGAGGUGCCAUUCGAGUGCUGGUGGUGGAACGGGACCACACGUAUUCCCGGGCCUCCACUGUGCUUUCCGUGGGCGGGAUUCGUCAGCAGUUCUCGGUGCCUGAGAACGUCCAGCUCUCCCUCUUUUCAAUUGACUUUCUACGGAACAUCAAUGAGUACCUGGCUGUAGCUGAUGACCCUCCCCUGGACAUCCAGUUCAACCCAUCAGGUUAUCUCUUGCUGGCUUCAGAAAAGGGUGCUGCCAUCAUGGAGAACAACGUGAAGGUGCAGAGGCAGGAAGGAGCCAAAGUUUGCCUGAUGUCUCCUGAGCAGCUUCGGAACAAAUUUCCCUGGAUAAACACAGAGGGCGUGGCUUUGGCAUCUUAUGGGAUGGAGCACGAAGGUUGGUUUGACCCCUGGUGUCUGCUCCAGGGGCUUCGGCGAAAGGUCCAGUCCAUGGGGGUCCUCUUCUGCCGCGGAGAGGUGACACGUUUCGUGUCUUCGUCUAACCUCAUGAAGACUGCAAGUGGGGAAGAAGUGAAUUUGAAAAGGAUCCACGAAGUUCAUGUGAAGAUAGACCAAAGCCUGGAGUACCAGCCCGUGGAAUGUGCCAUAGUGGUCAACGCAGCAGGGGCCUGGUCUGGCCAGGUUGCAGAGCUGGCUGGCAUUGGGAACGGGCCACCUGGCACCCUCCAGGGCACCAAGCUACCUGUGGAGCUGAGAAAAAGGUACGUGUACUUGUGGCACUGCCCCCAGGGACCAGGCCUGGAGACCCCGUUCGUUAUAGACCCCAGUGGAACCUAUUUCCGCCGAGAAGGAUUAGGCCAUAACUACCUGGGUGGCUGUAGCCCCACUGAGGAGGAGGAACCGGAUCCAGGGAACCUGGAGGUGGACCAUGAUUUCUUCCAGGACAGGGUGUGGCCCCCUUUGGCCCAGAGGGUACCGGCUUUUGAAACUCUGAAGGUUCGGAGCGCUUGGGCCGGCUAUUACGACUACAACACCUUUGACCAGAAUGGCGUGGUGGGUCCUCACCCACUGGUCAUCAACAUGUAUUUUGCCACGGGCUUCAGCGGCCACGGUCUCCAGCAGGCCCCUGCCGUGGGGCGAGCUGUGGCGGAGAUGGUGCUGGAGGGCCACUUCCAGACCAUCAACCUGAGCUCCUUCCUCUUCAGCCGCUUUUACUCGGGAGAGAAGGUCCAGGAGCACAAUAUCAUCUGAGCCUGUAAGCUCUUCGCUGGGCCCUGCCGCCCUGUCCUGUCCGCCGUGGCCUCCCUACACUCUCCUGUCCCUACAGGGCUGGGCGGGCAGGCUGACUAUGGGCUGUGAGGCCCAGGCCAACAGAGAGUGUUGGAGGGGGAGACCCCAGGACUGACGGCCCGGGCUGAGGCCACCCGCCAAGGCAGUGCAGCCGGACAGAAUACCUGAGCACGUGGCCCAAGACUGCCUUCUUCCUGGUACUGAGCCAGCAAGAUCACCUAUGCCCCUCUUGGCAGGCUACCCCGGAGCCCGGGCAGGGAGCCUUCCAGGGCGGCUGGUACAGAUUUAGUGACCAUUUACCUACUCAUCAAUCAAUAAAUGUUAUUACUCUUUCCAGUCA
Herpailurus yagouaroundi (jaguarundi) is the source of this 1885-nucleotide messenger RNA. It is a transcript of the gene FOXRED1, whose product is annotated as FAD dependent oxidoreductase domain containing 1. The record is from RefSeq and is a predicted model, not a curated record. Gene Ontology annotation, cellular component: cytoplasm. The transcript is spliced from 12 exons. Gene Ontology annotation, biological process: mitochondrial respiratory chain complex I assembly. Bases 46 to 1506 code for a protein of 486 amino acids. Lineage: Eukaryota; Metazoa; Chordata; Mammalia; Carnivora; Felidae.